Passer montanus (Eurasian tree sparrow) is the source of this 11171-nucleotide messenger RNA. RefSeq names its product PBX/knotted 1 homeobox 1 (gene PKNOX1). The transcript has 12 exons. Gene Ontology annotation, biological process: angiogenesis; regulation of transcription by RNA polymerase II. The coding region runs from base 9040 to 10350 and encodes 436 amino acids. Lineage: Eukaryota; Metazoa; Chordata; Aves; Passeriformes; Passeridae. The record is from RefSeq and is a predicted model, not a curated record. Gene Ontology annotation, molecular function: RNA polymerase II cis-regulatory region sequence-specific DNA binding; DNA-binding transcription factor activity, RNA polymerase II-specific.
CCCGCUUUGGGGAUGCGCCCCCCGCCUGCCGCGUUCGCAGAAAGCGGAGCCCGUGUGCGUUUCUCCCCGGUUGCUGUCCCCUGCUCGGUGUGACCCCGCUCUGCCUCGGGAGCGGACACCUUCCCGGCAGCCAGGCCCAGCGUUGCCGGUGUUUGCGCGGCCGCGGUUAGGAGCUGAGACUUGACACUGGCCAGAGGCCCUGCUGGGGAGGUUGUGUGCAUUCCAUUAAACAGAUCCCAGGAGCAGGCAGCAUGGGCAUUAUGUUCUGGAUGUUGGAAAACACUUGGGCCAAAAUCCUGUGGAGAAAAGCAAGAUGCUGUAGGUCACUCUCCAAGUAUGCUAAUAUCUAAUUUAAUUUUUUUUAAAUAAAAAAAAAUUACUUUCUUAGUUUUUACAAAAAAACGCACGCUGAUUAGUUCCCUGUCCUCUGAGGGGUGCAGUCAGUUCUUGGGCUGCCCGUGCUGUGGGGUUACACCCCUGUAGCUCUGUCUGUCUGUCUGUCUGGUUGGAGUGAGAUGGCUUCUGCAGCUGGGUGCAGCCCUGGUCAUCCCUGUUAGUGUGAAUUUUAUGGAUUACACUGAACCAGGAAACAAGAUGUGAUUGUAGCAGAAAUCCAUCCUUAGGUGUAUUUCCAGACUGUGUCAUUGCUACAGUAUCAAGCAAAUGCAUUUUGAGUGCAGUUUCUAUCAAAUUGCAGAUUUAUCCCUUUCUGAGUCUGUGUGUAAUCACAGAAUCGUUACAUUCAAGUUUUCAAAAAUUCUUCAAGGAAAAAAAUCCCCCAAACAUUUCACAUAAUCGAUUCAAAAUAAUUCUGAUUAUAUUUCUCAUACAUGUUCUGUCUUCAGUUUAUGAACUGUACAGUAUAUUUAUUUUGACUGUCACCACUUGACAUAUUUUCUUGUCAUCUCAUAAUUAAAGUGUCCACAGGAAAACUGGAGUGUAGGUUUUACUGUGUUUUCUUUACAUAAUCUGCAGUUCAGUGGUGAAAGGCAGAGCUCAGGGUGCUGCAGUCACAGGGUAAAAAGGGAAAGUCUCAGGUAAAGUAGAGGCUCUUGUGCUGCACUGAGAUUUUGGAGGCUCAGAUAAUUUUUCAUUCAUCUCCCCACUGGAUUUUGGCUGUGCUUUUUUUUUGUUUUUAUUCUGUUUUUAUGUGUUUUGCUGGGCUGAAAUUUUUUCCUGCUACCAUUUCCUAUGUGCUGAUAGAAAAGCCAAGAAUUCUUCACAUUUUGAUACAUUGUUGUUAGGGUUGGUGGGACUUUGUUUUGCAUUUGAAAAUUUCGCUUUGGCAUGUAAAAAGUCAAGCUGGUAUUAAGUACUUAAAGCUUUGGUUUGUAUUCUUAAUAAAAUUUGUAAUAUUUGGGUUAAAUAAAAAUAACAUUUUAAAGCUAAAUCCUUGCAAUCUUCCAUUAUAGGACUGAAAGGAGUUUAGACUGAAUGAAAUAUAAAUUUAAUUUAUUUUAAAUGCUUUAGUCUUAUAAAACGCUUAGUCUUCUGGAAGCUGUAAUUUUUAUUUUCUAAAAGAAUUUUGCUUUCCAACUGUAUUUUUCUGUGCUGUAAUAAAGCCCUGAUAAUUCUGAUUUCUACCCCAGCACGUUUGGGAGUGUUCAGGAGCAGUUCAUUUCCUGGACAAGAGUAACUCUUUGGUGCAGUGAAACCCUGGCUUGGUGGCCAAGGGUGAAUGGUCACAGAGCCACCACUGUGGCAGUGGAACUGCCUGUUCUAAUGGCCCUGUUAAUGUCCUGAGUGGAGCAGUCCAAAUUGUAUUUCAGAAUAUUAUGUCGUGGUCUGGCAGCCAAAUGUUGCCUCUGCAAAACUGGCACAUAUGUGAAAGCUUACAGUAAAGCAGAUUAAUAUUUUUAUUUUGGUCUAAGUAAGACCAAAUGCAAUUUUUUUUUUUCGUGUGAAAUUAAAAAUGUUGCAAAUGUUACUUGCAGCAGCAGCUGGUUACUUCACUUCUCACUUGUUCAAAGAGUCUGUAAGUUUAAAAAUGAGAAGUCUCAGAGGGGUUUAUUUUGCUACAGCUCAGUGCUGUGCAAAAUGUAAAACAACGUACUGCUCUUCUAAGCAAGAGGAUUCCAAGAGCAAGGAGAAAAAGCUGCUGAUGGAGUUCUUGCAUUUGCUUACUUGAUGCCAGAUGUUGCCACAAUCUUUUACCCCAGACCAUUUUAGGUCGUUGAACACUGAAAUAUUCACACUUAAGCAGGUUCUUCACUUUGUUCACUGAGGUGGUUUCAUGCCAGAACUGUGGAACAUGGGAUUCAUCAGGUAGAUCAGGGCUGGGGUGGAAAAUAAAAUAAUAAAUAAAAACUAUGGAUGUGGAAAUGCCAGUUUUGUUGUUAUGGAGCUGUGGCAGUAACUUGGUUCCCCUGCCAGCAAGGAGGGAUCCCACAUCACGCAUGGCACUGGGAGGCAAAUGUUGGUGCUAGAAAGGGAAAUAAAACUCAGAUCUUGUUCUGGCAUGGUUGGUUCUCAUCCUUCACGGGAUCACAUUGUUUGGGGUUUGAUGUGGCCACUGCUCCAGGCCGUGCUGUGCUCAUUUUUUAAUAGCUAAAUGUACAAAAGAGGUAUUUGCUGUUAAACCUGAGGGCUGUUUAAGUACACAGGGAGUCAAAAGGUGAUUUUUGAAAAUGGGAGCUGAGCGUGAUGAUCACAGAGUGUCCCUCACCUGCUGUGCCCAGGGAUCUGCAGCUGAUGGGAAAUCCAAGCAAAAAGCAGAAUAUGGCAGCUUACUUCUGGUGUACUGAAAGAGGGAUCUAUUUCCUUUAAACCUCCAAAUUCCAAUUUUUAUUUUAGUAGCGAGGUUUUGGAAUUGCCUGUGCUUUUUCUUGAUGGCAGAAGAAACUAGGAAGUGUGGCUAUACUUCACAUCCUGCUUGGCUUUUUAUGAGUUACACAGCAAACAAAGCAAAGGGAAAAGGAUAUUAUCAUACUUGCUGAAAAGUAAAGUCCAAGCCUUUUAUAUUCCAAGGAAACAGAGGCAAUUAGAGAACAGAAGUUGGAUCUUUAUAUGUUUUUGACAUGCCUAGAGAACAGAGGAAUGAAAAUGUGUGUGCUGUGUUGUAUGAUUUUGUAACUAAAGAACUUCUGGGUCAGUCUGUGAUCACUUAAUUUAUGUUUUCUACCCAAUUUUUGUGUGGUCUAGGCUAUGAUAGUAGCAAUACCAGAAGGAAGAUUACCUGAUUAUCUUUAUUAUUAUUAUUAUUAUUUUGAGGUGUUAAUUUCAGUAGCUUAAUUCUUAGUCCAGCUAAAAUUUGGCAUGAUGAAUAUGUUUGAGCAGGGUUAUUCUGCCAACUUAAAAAUGACUCAGCAUCUUGAGAAUGAGUCUAAGUAAAUAUAUUAAUAUAUAAGAAAGGCAGGAUUCUUCUUAUUUAAGAGCAUAUCAGCAGUUGAGUUGUGGAUUUUAGUGUUGCAGAGGGGAAGGGAUCAUAAGAAUUCACAUGGAACAUGUGGCUGUUCUUUGAGAACCUUCAACAGACAAAAACCUUUUGGAAAAACUGCUUUAUGUGGUACUGGGCAAAUAUUUAUUGCCUAAAUUACCUGAAUAUUCUGUGAGUGUCUCCCUGUCUGUUGGUCCUUGCAUGUCACCUGCCUGUGCAGGCAUCACCUGGGCCAAGCAGUUCAGCCUGAUGCAGCUCACAGCAGUAGGUGAGGGAUAAAUUUAAUCCUAAAUAGUCUUUUUUUUUACCCCAGAACACUUAGGCAGCAGUCAUAACUCCUGGGAGGAUGGAGAGUUGUGUUUGGGAGAGGUGGGAAACAGGAGUGGAGCAGGAAAGGAAGAGUUUUUAUUUCAUCCUCACUUAAAAAAAAAAAAAAAAGUUCAUUUUAAGACCUAAACUUAGUAGCAAAACAAAGUUAAUUGUUCAGGUUUUCUGUGUCACUUUCAUGUCCAAGUUAAUGCUUGAUUCAUUAAUGGGGUUGUUAUUCCAGAAAUCAUUAAAGAUAUAAAAAUUAAGUAAUUGGCAAGGGAACAUCUUGAUGAAUUGUUUAAAUGCCAAAAAUGUGUAGAAGACAUUUUCUUAUCCAUUGAACAUCCAAAGUCCAUUUUAAAUGCAUGUAUUAUUUAAAUAAAAACUCCUAUUCACCCUUCAACUGUACUUCAAUAGCAUCAGGAAUUCACCCCAUCAUAGAAUAAUUGGAAGCUUUUAUGGUUUUAUAAUAAAAAGGUUGGAAAACAUAACAUAUGCUUACACAAACUGCUCACGUUGUAAAGUAUUCAAUAGCAAUAAAGGCAGAGAGACUGGUGGUUAUUCUGUGUCUUCCUAAUGAAACCACAAAGUAUAAACACAAAACAAGAUUCAUUUCAGUCAUAGUUUAUUGGGUGCUGAUGCAAAUCAUGAUUCAAAUAGGAUUUCCUGUUGCUUUUGUUUAAUUUGCCUGGAAGGAGAUGGUUGCAUGAGUGUCUCCAAAAUGAAGACAUUUGAGAUGUACUCCUGUGUAUAUUCCAGAGGCUUCAGUGGCAGAGGGAUGGAUUUGUGUCUGGGACAUGAGCAACCCUCUUUAUCCAUGUGGGGAAUGCCAGAGAAAUUGUGAGGCUGGUAGAGUUCUCAGCUUUUUUUUUUCUGUUUAUUGAGUUGGUUUUGUCUUUUUAAAAUGAAAUUUGGUUUGAAAAAGUAAUUAAAUAUCAGUAAGCAGGAGUUGUAGAGGAUCAGUUCCAGCUGUGGAAGUGCUGAUACACAUCCUCUGGGAUGUGAGGAGUGCUUGGAGUCUUUCCAAUGCCACCCUCUUGCCACAGCAGCAAGGCAGAUGUGACAGCAUCUUCCUCAUUUUUGAGUCCAACAUGUUAUGAAAGCACAUUGGGUAAAAACUGAGGGCAAAAACUCCUUCUCUGUCCUGUAACAAUAAAUAUGUGUGAGGAUUCUCAUGCUGGACGUAUAAAGUCCUUCUGUUUGUAAUGUUAAGAAUACAGAAAAAAAAAGGAAUCUUCAUUUAUUAUGUGAAUAUUGGUGGUGGAUGAGAGAGUGAUGGGAAAUGGUUUUGCUCCCUCAUACCCUAAUCCCUCAAGAGUUUUGGAACAAUUAAAGAGGGAGGUUUCCUUUCCCCCAAGUUUUUGUGUUUUUCUCUUGCCAAAAUUGCUGUUUAGUCCCCCAAAUUCUUUACCAUUACUUUAUGGGGCUAAUAAAGCGGGUCAAGUUACAGUGUGAAUUGGGUAGGAGAAAUGAGAUGCUGCAGGAAGUUCCUUGAAUUUGAGGAUCUUUCCAUAGUCAGAAGAAUGAGGAUUCUAUUUUUCAGAAGGUAGGAGAACAACCUGAGGAUUUCCUUCCAGAAUUCCAAGAGCUAUGCAGGAUACCUGGCAUACAUCAUUUUAUGACUUUAUUACUUCAGAAACAUUCAUUUCUAAAUGAAGGAUUGGGUAGAAUUCCUCAUCUUUCUCAUCCUUGUUAAGAAGGACUGUGGUAAAUUGGGAUGACAUGGAAUCAGGAAUGUGGCCCUUGAUUUGCAUCUUUCCCUAGAAAUACACUGGUGUACACACCAAGGAUGUGUGCAGAAUCAGGAGCUGGAGUUCUUCACAAGACCCAGAUCCCCUCAAUUUUAUUUCUGUUGUUGUGCCUGGAGAAAUUCCUAUGAUCUAUUCAUUUUAUCAGUUAACAGCAUAUGCAAUUUUAGCUCAUAAAGUGGCACAUUUUUAAUAUAUAUUUUUUUAAUUUGGUACUUGCAAAUAGGAGAAUUUAUGGAAUUAAAUGUACCAAAAGCAGAGUUUAAACAAGAGCGAGUUGCUAAAGGAGCACAAAUCUUGUAAUGAGAUGGUUUGGUGUUGGUGUUGAGAUGCUGUGUGACAGUGUGUGGUGCUUGGGAGGUGUCCUGUGGUAUGAAUGCUUUGGAUGGAUUGUUAAGAUCUGAGAUGGAGGGAUAUGAAAAGAAGAUGCUAGGAAAGAUUAAUGGGACAACAAAGCAGUGGAUACACUGUUGGAGAGGCCUUGCUGAAUAAAGUCACUAUUACCUAGCAUCUCUGUUCAAAAUCUUACAUGUAAAGAAAGGUUGAUGGUAGCUUGGAGUGUAGCCUGUAUUUCUGCAGAAAUUCAACUUUAGUUGUGGAUUUUAAUUUAUUUUUAAUUUUCCAUUUCUUAAAGUAUAAUUUGCAUUCAUUUUUUAAUGUAAUUUCAUAUCCAUCAAGAUUAACAUAUAAAUAACUCUAUUGCACCACCAAACAAUAAAGGGAACAAAGUGACACAAAAUAAAUCUCAUUUUACUGCAGCCCAAAAUUGGUUUUGUGGCUUUUUAGGGCUUGACUCCCAGGGCAAUUGACAGCAGAGCUGUUGAAGAGUAACUGAGUGGCUGCAUCUGUGUGAUGGAACUCCCUGAGGCUGGUAUUAUGUUCCUGGGCAGGAACAUUGUCUUUCUUAAAAGUAUAAUAUUCUAAAUAAUGACUGUACUUUUUAAGUACAUGAGACAGAGGAAAUGGAAAUCGCCUUGGUGCUGAAUGAGGAGAACAGUUUUAAUAAACUUGUCUGCAUCAACUUCAUAUUGAUUUGUUUGUCUUAAUUUUUGUGAAUGACUCUACGUGGGCAGGUCGGUGGAGAUGGAAAUGAACUGCAGCAAAGGUGGAAUGAAUCCUGGAUUUUGGCAUGUGUGCUCUAGUUACUGCUUCAUUAUUUGAAUCAAUUAUUACUAUCAUUAUUUGGAUCUAUAAAAACACAUGGAUCUUAAUGUCUGCUCAUAUUUGUUGAUGUGAAUGUCACAGGUCUUUGCUUCCUGUGCUGUGAAAUGCAGAAUGAGAGGAUGACUCAAACGAGGGCCCUUCGUGCUUGAAUGAACAAGUUCCUCUUUUACUUUGUAGUUAAAACCUCGGUGCUGAUUCACUUUCCGAGAGACAAAGCAAAUUGCCCUUUGUUUUGGUUUCACAGUUAGGUAUUUUUAUUAUGAUGGCGUUGCUUUCAAGCCUGUCUGCCAGAGGGAUUAAAGGAAAACAAAAAUUGGCAAUAGCAAGUCCAGGUUAAGACUCCACAGUGGCUGGGUGUUGUCUCCACCCUGUAACAGGUGUACCUGCUCCCUCCUCCUUCUCCCACUGAAAUGUGCAAGAACACAUCAUCAUCUGCAAGCUCAGACCUCUCUUGCCUGUUGUGUUUUAGGGAUCAAUAGUAUUAAAUGUUGUUCAGUGUCUCUUUGAAAUCAACAGUAUCACUGCAAAAUCCUCUGGCUCCUUCUCAGCCACAUCCUUCCCUCUGCAGCAUCUUUCACCCAGGCCUGCAUUUCUUUAGCACCUCUUUGUUCCUGCCCUGGAUAUCCCAUAAGCUGCCUAGAAAUUUGCUUUUUCCAGAGUUUCAGCUGAGAGCUUUGCAGGCAAGGGCCACUUCUUCAUACCCUGAAUAUUUGACUGACCAGAUCUGGCAGCAGUGGCCCCAUCAGUUCUUGGCUGCAGUUAUUUCUGAAUGCAGGAGCAGGAUUUUCAGAUUUGCAGUAGUCCUCCUUAUAUCUGAGCAGAGACACAGAAUGGAUAAUUCAUCUAUUUAUCUAUCCUGAUUUACCUGUCAGUGACCUCUGUUCUGAAGAUGCCAUGAAUAGUGAGAAGUCUUUUAUUUGAAAGUAGCUCAGUAGAUUGAAGUGAGAAUGAGUACCAAAAUGCAUGGCAUGUGAAGAAGGGAGCAAGAGGGUUACACUGUCCUCAGAACAGAAUUAAGAAGCUGCAAAAAUGAGAGAAGCCCAUUUUCUGAAGAUACAGAUCUUUGACAGUUUAAGGAAAUGUGGUGAGAACUUUUAAUGUGCUGUCUGCUUCUUGAACCUUCAAGACCAGGUGUAUCACUUAGGGCUGAAACUCCUUUUUGGUCAGUGUUCAGUCUCUAACCAAUGGCUGAAAUUUAAACUGCCUUAAAACUCCUCUAAUACCUUCUCUGCCCUGUUUAGAACCAGGUUUCACGAGCCAGAGAUGGCAUCUAGAUUGAGUGGCUCUUGACAUUUUGUUUUUCUGUGAAUUUAUCUGAAAACCAUCACUUCUUGGAAAACAACACGUGCAUAAAUUUUAAUUAAUUUAAAGACCAAUUCAAAGAACAAUUUCAUAUUGCUUUCAAAAAUGUUGGAGUUACUUUCUUUCUAGUUCUUAUUGUGAACUUUAUCUGUGUGAGAGACAGAGAUAAUCAGAUUCAAGAUCUCAGCUGUGUUUUAGCCAUCAUUUAAUUUCUGGUGGCCUCUGUGCAACCUUAGUGUCUGGAACUUCUCCUGAGAUGGUUUUUUAAUGCUUUUCAGCAGUUGUGUUUUCUAAGUCUGUUUUCACAAUCUUUGCUACUUUGCUACUUCACAAUCCUUACUACUUUUUAAAAGUAGCUUCACUGUAUCAAAUGGGUGCUAUUAAAUGUAAUUAAAGUAAUUUUAAGUGGUAAUUUUUGGAAAGCUUUUUUUAAAUGGCCGAAUAAUCCUGUAGCAGAACCUGUCUUCACAGAAGACAGGAUCCUAACAAUGGCCCAUUUCUAGCAUCGUGCUUUGAUUUUACCAUGGAUUGUAUUCAAAUGAUUAUGAAGGAGAUUUAAAUGGGGGGAAAAUAUCUCUCACCUUUCUUGAUUUCAUGCUUAAUUUUCACAGCAAUGGUGAGUUACUCCUAUUUGCAUUUCAUGGUUUUGUUUUUGGGAUGUGUCUUGUCUAGGCAGACAGACACUGAGCCAAGGAGUAAAAUAUGAAGGUUUAACAGCCUUCUGCUAGAGGUGUCAACAGAGACAAAGGUGAAUGUAGAGAAUGAAUAGAAUAAGAUGAGAGAAAGAUCAAAUAAUGGGAUAAGAAGUUCAAGCGUGGGAUAAUGGGUGUGAUUACAGAUUAUUAACAAUGCAAAGAUUUGCAAAAUGUGCAAAAAAAUUCCUGUCUGUUCAUUAACACUUGAUGAGGGAACCACAUAGUAAAACAAUUUUUAAAAAAAUUAUAUUGAGUCUUAGAAUGUUUGUUCUAAGGUGUUAUUUUCUUCUGACUGUUUCUCUGUUGGUUUUUAGGUUUCUGUCUUCCACCUUGUACAUAAGUGGGAUCUCUGUGCUGGAACAAGAUAAUGUCUUCAACUCAUUGAAGGAAAGGGACUAUUUGUUCACACUUAUGAUGAUUUGACACAAUUAAUGUCUUAAUAACCAUGAUGGCAACACAGACAUUAAGUAUAGACAACUAUCAAGAUGGACAACAGAUGCAAGUGGUAACAGAGUUAAAAACUGAACAAGAUCCCAACUGCUCUGAAACUGAUGCCGAAGGGGUGAGUCCUGCCCCUGUGGAAUCUCAGACUCCAAUGGAUGCAGACAAGCAGGCCAUUUACAGGCACCCACUAUUUCCCUUGUUAGCACUAUUAUUUGAAAAAUGUGAACAAUCUACACAAGGCUCAGAAGGCACAACUUCUGCCAGUUUUGAUGUAGAUAUUGAAAACUUCGUAAGGAAGCAGGAGAAAGAAGGAAAACCCUUUUUUUGUGAAGAUUCAGAGACUGAUAAUUUGAUGGUAAAAGCAAUCCAAGUUCUGCGUAUCCAUCUGCUGGAGCUGGAAAAGGUUAAUGAACUCUGCAAGGAUUUCUGUAGUCGUUACAUUGCCUGCCUGAAGACAAAAAUGAAUAGUGAAACUCUAUUAAGUGGAGAGCCUGGAAGUCCUUACUCACCUGUGCAAUCUCAGCAAAUUCCAAGUGCCAUUGCAGGCACACUCAGUCCCCAAGGGAUCGUGGUGCCAGCAUCAGCCUUGCAGCAGGGAAAUGUCACUAUGGCAACAGUAGCAGGGGGGACAGUGUAUCAGCCAGUCACUGUGGUCACUCCACAAGGACAAGUGGUGACACAGGCACUGUCACCUGGGACUAUUCGCAUCCAGAACUCUCAGCUCCAGUUGCAAUUAAACCAAGAUCUAGGCAUCUUGCAUCAAGAUGAUGGCUCAUCAAAAAAUAAGAGAGGAGUUCUUCCCAAGCACGCUACAAAUGUGAUGAGAUCUUGGCUUUUUCAGCACAUAGGGCAUCCAUAUCCAACAGAGGAUGAGAAGAAGCAGAUUGCAGCACAAACAAAUCUGACACUACUCCAGGUUAACAAUUGGUUUAUCAAUGCUAGAAGGCGAAUUCUUCAGCCAAUGCUGGAUUCCAGUUGUUCUGAAACUCCAAAAACAAAGAAGAAAACAGCCCAGAACCGACCAGUGCAGAGGUUCUGGCCUGACUCCAUUGCCUCAGGAGUUGCCCAGCAGCAAUCGAACGAGCUCACGAUGUCAGAUGGUGCUGUCGUGACCAUCACAGCCCCGGUGAACAUGAAUGUGGACAGUCUGCAGUCCUUGUCCUCGGAUGGUGCCACCCUGGCCGUGCAGCAGGUGAUGAUGGCAGGGCAGAGCGAGGACGAGUCCGUGGACAGUGGCGACGACGACGGCGGCGACCUCUCGACAGCCAACAUCAGUGGGCUGGUCCUGGAUAACAGCGACUCCCUGCAGUAGGAAGCCAGAGAGCCUGGAGAAAAACACUUAGGAAAAAGAACGGACUGACUGACUGACUUUUUAUAGUUUGCACAGCAAACAUUUUACACAAGUUUUAUUUCUAAUAUGUUUUAUAUGUAGAUAUAGAAGGGUGCACUUUUUUGUAUUUCAUAGUAAGCUUAAAGAGUGUUUUUGCAGGUGCAGCAACUUCUUUCAAAUGUGUUUUGGUUUGUUUGGUUUUUUUUUGUUUGUUUGUUUAUUUUCCUUUAUUUCAGAAAAUUAUAUCUAGUAAUAUAAAGAACCACGUAAGCACCCCUUUGUUCUCUGAAUUGGAAGUGCUGCAGUUUCUGAUGAAUUAUGCAGUUUCAAUUAGUGCUGUUAUUUAACACAGCUUUUGAUGGGCAGGUGAUGUAAAUUUAAAGCAUGUGACACUAGUGUGUGAAACUUGAUUAUUGAGUUAGAUUCAAAUAUUUGAAAGAUGCUUCUGCACCUUAAAAACUGCUAGUCUGAGGUGGACAGCAACACACAUAAAAAGGAACUGUUGAUGUGUGAUUCAGUAGAGAAUGUAUGGCAAUUUAAAUAAGUUUAGUUUCUCUCAUAGUCCGUGAGCCUGUUUAUCAUUUGCUAUAAAAACUCCUAUUUUUACCUUGCUGGGGUUAUUGGAUAAAAAAAAAAAAUAUUUUUAUAAAUUCACUAGAAAUUGGGAUGACAACUGUAUUAAGCAGGAGGAAAAAAAAAUAAUUUCCAGAGGGGAAAAAUAAAUGUUUAGUAUUCCUAUUUGGAAGGUCUGAAAAUUGACCCAAUUUAAUAAACAAGCCUACAGUAGCAUUCUAUGAUUCUCA